This is a messenger RNA of Triticum turgidum subsp. durum (durum wheat), 624 nucleotides long. The record is from the annotation of a GenBank genome assembly. Lineage: Eukaryota; Viridiplantae; Streptophyta; Magnoliopsida; Poales; Poaceae.
AUGGGCAAGCUUGUGAGGCAAUGUGACAUGGAGGUCAUGAAGAUGGCCAUGCUCAAGCACGAAGAGACCUUCAGGCAACAGGUUCACGAGCUACACCGCCUGUACCGCAUCCAGACACAGCUCAUGGGGGGCGACCUGAGCACGCGCCGGCAGCCGCGGCGGCGCGGCAACAAGCAGCCACGCCGGGCGCUCAACCUGCAGCUCCCCGCCGACGAGUACAUAGUCGGAGCCGCCGACGAGGACGACGACGGCUGCGGCACCGGAGCAGAGCUGGAGCUGACGCUCGCCGUGGGAGGGAGGAGGACCGGCUCCGGCACUUCCCGCAAGAACAACGUUAGCAAGAGAGGACAUGCCAAACACGACGGCGCCGGCGGCUUCUCCUCACCCUUCGCUUCCGACUGCUCCGGCGGCACGAGCCUCUCGUCGUCGCCGCCGUCGUCGGCCGAGUACUCGGAGAGCGCCUUCGGGGUGGCGCUCCACGGCGGUUACCCGGGGGUGGCCGCGCCUCCGCCGCCAUGCCAGAGAGCCAUGACGUUCGACCUCGGCGUGGCGGAGGCGAUGAAGCAGCACCAGUCGCCCUGGCAGCUGGUGCAGUGCCAGUACCUCAGCCUCAGGAUGACAUGA